AUGCCGGUGGCCUCCACCCCAGCCAUCAACACCCCCGUCCACUACCAGUCCCCACCACCCGUGCCUGGAGAGGUCCUCAAGGUCCAGUCCUACCUGGAGAACCCCACCACGUACCACCUGCAGAAGUCACGGGACAAGAAGGUUCAGGCUUAUCUCUCUGAAACCUAUGGGAACAAGUUUGCUGCUCACGUCAGCCCCGCCAGCCACUCUCCCAAGCCACCCCCCGCCGCGUCCCCCGGUGUCCGACCUGGCCAUGUCAUGUCCUCCUCGGCUGGCAAUAGUGCACCCAACAGCCCCAUGGCCAUGCUCAACAUUGGCUCCAACCCUGAGCGGGAGUUCGAUGAGGUCAUCGAUGACAUCAUGCGCCUGGAUGACGUUUUGGGCUAUAUGAACCCUGAAGUCCACAUGCCCAACACACUGCCGAUGUCCAGCAGUCACAUGAAUGUCUAUAGCGGGGACCCCCAGGUGACAGCCUCUCUUGUAGGUGUCACCAGCAGCUCCUGCCCUGCUGACCUCACCCAGAAGAGAGAGCUGACAGAUGCUGAGAGCCGAGCCCUGGCGAAAGAGCGCCAGAAGAAAGACAAUCACAACCUG
Antrostomus carolinensis (chuck-will's-widow) is the source of this 594-nucleotide messenger RNA. Its product is annotated as transcription factor EB-like. Gene Ontology annotation, molecular function: DNA-binding transcription factor activity, RNA polymerase II-specific; RNA polymerase II cis-regulatory region sequence-specific DNA binding. Gene Ontology annotation, cellular component: nucleus. Gene Ontology annotation, biological process: regulation of transcription by RNA polymerase II. NCBI's taxonomy places the organism in Eukaryota, Metazoa, Chordata, Aves, Caprimulgiformes, Caprimulgidae. The transcript is spliced from 5 exons. The record is from RefSeq and is a predicted model, not a curated record. The annotation marks the transcript as partial.